GACCGAAGCUAGAGACGGGCAAGCCCGAGGACGACGAGUGGUGGAGCUCCAGGGGCUGGGGCUGGAUUGCCAAGCUAGCGCGGGAGUUGUCUCCGAACUGGUGGCGGAGUUCGAAGAGGGAAGACGACGGCGCUUCCUGGAGGUCCGGAGACUGGGAGAAAGUCGGCGACGGGAAGGACACCGUGUCCGACAGUUGCAGGUCAAGGAACCACUCGGCCCCGCCCGCGUGGCCGGGCACGCAGCGCCUGGACAUCUACGUUCACAAUUUGCGCGCCUGGGCGCGCAGGACAGCAUUCAGCACUGAUCUACGAGCUGAUCGAGUGCUCGAGACCCUCCCUCUCGACCUGCAGACUAGGUGGCUGAGUGCAAGACAAUCAGGCUAUCGCUCGCCGCUGAGUCGGUCGGGCGUCGACAUGAUAGUGGAACGCUUGACUCUUCUCUCGGGCGAGCGUCCAGGAGACAAGGAUCGGCAGAUGCAGAACGAAGCUUUGCUCGAUUACGUUAUCAACGACGGGGGAAGCAUCGCGGACUACGUCAUCCGACGCGACGGACAGACUUUGCAAGCAGAGACCGCUGGGCUGACCCUCGCGGACUCCAUCGAGGCCCGAUACUACGAGGAGGGAGCGAUGCUCCCCAAUCGCAACAGAAUCAAUUUGGCCACGUUCGCCGCCGGCAAGAAGGACUUCGCGCCCAUGCCGCAGGAGCGCAGGGCGUUCAUGCAGGGCCGCGACGUCGAUGCGGACUCCGAGUCGAGCCCAGAGGCGUGCGCAGGUAUCCACGAGACAGAGUUCAGCGAGUCGGAAGCCGAGG
This is a messenger RNA of Prorocentrum cordatum, 810 nucleotides long. The record is from the annotation of a GenBank genome assembly. Lineage: Eukaryota; Dinophyceae; Prorocentrales; Prorocentraceae.